AUGAGUUAUGAUUCUUCGAAGAAUAUUCAUUGCAUCUUUCAACCGUUUAUCAAAGAGGAAGAUGAUUUUAUUGAAAAGACAAGUUUCGCCAUAAUUAAAUGUGAAAAUUGUUCAUCAACUUUCCAUAAUUUCCAGAAUAUUGAAGGUACAUCUCAUCAAUAUAACUGGGUUUGUGAGUUUUGUCAAUCCAAGAACUCUAUUGGAACAGAAGCUAAAUUACAGGAUUUAAACUUACCAAAUUCGUAUACAGCAGAGCUUGUUUCUAGAUCAAAAACUAAUAGUACACAUAUUAGGGAGAAAAGAUCAAUCUUUGUCAUUGAUUGUCUUACCAAUGAAAUUGAAUUGGAGACAUUGAAAUUAGUUUUAAAUAAUCCUGAGGCUUUACCAGAAGGGAAAUAUGCUUUGAUUACUAUAGAGCCAAAGGGAAAUGUUGUAAUAAAUCUUUCAAGUGGAAAGACAGUGCCUUUUUCCAUUGAACAAAGUAAGAUUGAAAAAGCUGUCAAAAAUUUAGAUGAUGAAUUUUUCCUAAAGCAUAUUACUGUUGGGGCAGCUUGGUUUGAUUCUAAAAUUACUUUUACAAGAAAGAUAAAAACUUUGAAACCAUUUGCUAAAAAGGAAACAGCGAGGGCAAAGAAAAGACCUAAACGAGCUACUGGAUUAGCACUAUUUUUAGCUAGUGUACUAUCGCCACAUAAAAAUUGUAAUACUCAUAUCAUGUCUUUCUUGUCAGGUCCAUGUACUAUAGGACCAGGAAAGGUUGCUUCUACUGAUAUAAAGAAGCCAAUUAGAAGUCAUGAUCAAUUGGAUUCAGGAAGGGACAAAUAUUUUAUCAAAACUACUACGUUUUACGAAGAAUUUAAUGCAUAUUGUUUAGACAACAUUUGUUUUGAUUUUUUUAUCUCUUCAUUAGAUCAAACUGGUUUGUUAGAAUGGAAAUCAUUAUUAACUUCUUCCAUGUCAAUAACUCAAUUUGAUUCAUUUAAUGAUGAAAAAUUUACUGAGUCUUGGAGAAAUUAUAUAAAAUUAAGGAAUGAAUUUGCAUUAGAAUUAGCAUCUUUAAAAAUAUUAUCAACUUCUGGAAUUGUUUUCAAAAAUAAUUUGAUAGCUGAUAUUAAAUUCCAACCUACCAAGACAAAGAAUGAAAGAAUUAAUGAAAUGAAAUGGAAAUUUAAUAAACCACUAGUAUUGAAUCCAAAAAAUUUUGUAAUUCCGUGUGAGUUUGAAGUUCAUUCGGGCACACUACAGACAAUCCAAUUCCAAUUGCAUUAUUAUAAGGAUGAUCAAAGCUAUAUCAAAAUCGUGACAAUUCCAUUUAAAUUAAUACAACCAUGGAAAAACGGAUUCCAUAUAGAAAUCGAAAUUCCAUUCUUAUUGAAGAAAUUUGCACAACAAAUUUUAUUAAAGACUAUUUAUGAUACAUCUACAAUGAGUGAAUAUCUCGCUGCUGAAAUUGAUAUGUACGAGAAAAACUUACCCACAUUAUCAGAUCGAGAUUUGAAAUUAUUUUAUCAAUUGCAACGAUCUACGAUCUUACUUAAGAGAAAUACUUCGCCUGAUGAGCACAUCUUGUUAGCGCACUAUUUAUAUAAUUCUAGUACAAGCAAUUGUCUUUUCACAUGUAACCCAUUGAUGAUCAAAUUCCCCAAUGAUAAAUCUAUCAAGGGUAAGACAGAUUUAAUACCAUUGGAUGCUAGAUUUGCAACAGAUUCUCAUUCUCUCUUUGUCGAUGGAGGUGUGUUUAUCAUGGUACGAUACACAGAAGAGACUGACGAUACAGUAAAGGCCAAAGAUAUGGCUAUGACAAUCAUUAAAAGUGUAGAAAGGUACCCUAAGCCACGAUUCAUCUACACAAUGGUAGGUAAAUCACAAGAUCGGUUCUUCAAGUCCAAAUUAAUUCCAUUAACUGAAGAAGAAAGUGUUGAAUUGGGAACCCAAGACCUACCUUUUGAAAAAUUCACACAGCAUGUUCAUAAGUAA
Henningerozyma blattae CBS 6284 is the source of this 1977-nucleotide messenger RNA. It is a transcript of the gene NEL1, whose product is annotated as GTPase-activating protein NEL1. The coding region runs from base 1 to 1977 and encodes 658 amino acids. Lineage: Eukaryota; Fungi; Ascomycota; Saccharomycetes; Saccharomycetales; Saccharomycetaceae. Gene Ontology annotation, biological process: endoplasmic reticulum to Golgi vesicle-mediated transport; COPII-coated vesicle cargo loading; intracellular protein transport. Gene Ontology annotation, cellular component: COPII vesicle coat; endoplasmic reticulum exit site. The transcript has a single exon. The record is from RefSeq and is a predicted model, not a curated record. Gene Ontology annotation, molecular function: GTPase activator activity; zinc ion binding.